Messenger RNA from Danio aesculapii, 765 nucleotides. RefSeq names its product mesoderm posterior ab (gene mespab). NCBI's taxonomy places the organism in Eukaryota, Metazoa, Chordata, Actinopteri, Cypriniformes, Danionidae. Gene Ontology annotation, molecular function: RNA polymerase II cis-regulatory region sequence-specific DNA binding; DNA-binding transcription factor activity, RNA polymerase II-specific; protein dimerization activity. The coding region runs from base 43 to 765 and encodes 240 amino acids. Gene Ontology annotation, biological process: regulation of transcription by RNA polymerase II; somite rostral/caudal axis specification; heart morphogenesis. The record is from RefSeq and is a predicted model, not a curated record. Gene Ontology annotation, cellular component: nucleus. The transcript has 2 exons.
CUCAACCUCCAGAGAACCAGAAACAUCUCCAAGAACUCGACCAUGGAGUUUAACCUUCCUCCUUACUUGCUCCAAGCAGCCAAAUGCAAACUCGAACUCAACUCGAGCGCUGAUUGCGGUUACUUCAGCGCAUGUGGGAGCCUUUCUCCAAGCUCCUCCAUCGAUUCCGGAUGCUUUUCUCCCCCUUGGGGAGCUGGAAGACAACUGGAAGGUCUUGAAAAUGCCAGUGUUGACUGUUUGCAAGCGAAAAAGCUAAAGCUAGCUCUUCCCGUUGAUUCGAAGAGACGUUCCAGAUCUAAAAACCCAGGAAUGAAGAGACAAUCAGCAAGCGAACGAGAGAAACUCAGGAUGAGGGAUUUGACCAAAGCUCUCCAUCAUCUCAGAGCCUUCUUACCUCCAUCUGUGGCUCCUGCUGGACAAACCUUGACCAAGAUUGAGACCCUUCGUCUUGCCAUUAGCUACAUUUCACAUCUCUCUGAUCAACUCGGACAGGCUGAGGUGCCAAAUUAUGAGAUGUGCUGCUCUGCUGAAGCUUCAGAUAGGCUUCAGUCUGGUCUGAUUUUUGAAAACUUGUGUAUGGACGGACAACAGGGACUCAUGCAAGAUAAUGUUCAGUAUUGUCCAACACUCACAAGCUUUGGGGAUUCAAGGGAACAGAUGGAGAACAGCUUUCCUGCUAGUUCACAUUUCAGAGAUGCACAGUCUUAUAUGUUUCCCUGCACAACAAUGGAUGAUGCUUCAUAUAGCCAUCAGUUUUACCAAUAA